AUGCAAAUACCAGCGAGCAAGCAACCUGCAGAAAGCGAGCUCGGUCGGCUCUCAGCGACAGAGAUUCAUGAUGCCAUUCAGAGUGGCAAAAUCACGGUGCAGCAAUACGCGGAGGCUCUGAUUCGGCGAUGCGAGGAGAGAGACGGCGAAAUACACGCUUGGGUUCACUUCGACAAGGAGGCCAUCCUGUCACAAGCAAGGGCUCUGGACGCGGUGCCCACUGAAUCCAGGGGUCUGUUGCACGGGGUAGCAAUUGGCAUCAAGGAUAUUUUCCUCACGAGAGACAUGCCGACACGGUACUUUUCUCCCAUCCACGAGAACGACGGCAAUGGCGCAUCCGACUCGGCGGCUGUCGGGAUCCUGCGCGCGUCGGGUGCUCUGCUGCUGGGAAAGACGGCGACCACUGAGCUUGCAUCCACUAUGGUGGGCGGGCCCUGCGUCAACCCGAGGAGCGUGGGCGGGAAGGUGUAUUCUCCGGGAGGCUCAUCCUCCGGGUCGGCAGCUGCGGUGGCGGAUGGCCAAGUCCCUCUCGCACUGGGGACUCAGACAGGUGGAAGCAUUGUACGGCCUGGGUCUUUUUGCGGCGUGUGGGCGUUCAAGCCGACAUGGGGUCUCAUUUCGACAGAAGGUGUGAGCCGCUGCUCAGUGACGUGCGACACCGUGGGCUACUUUGCGAACAACGUCGACGACCUGAACCUUCUCUCGCGAGUGUUUCGGUUAGAUCUUGAUAGACGCGGUGGCGACAAAGAUGAGACUCCUUUUAGGGUACGCGACGCGAGAAUUGCCAUGGUCAAGACACACGUCUGGGAGCUGGCAAGACCGGCGACAAGAGCGGCAUGGCAGCGGGCCCGCGAGCUCCUGGUGGGGGCAGGCGCGCAGAUCGAGGACGUGGACCUGCCAGGAGGCUUUGCGCGAGCCCACGCGUGGAGAGAGGUCAUCGCGGGGAGCGAGGCGCGGUCUGCGUUUCUAUCACGGUACCUAGAGGACAAGGACAAGCUGCACGAGACGCUGCGUCCGUUCGUGGAGAGACGGCGCACCCCUGGCAGGGAGGAGAUGCUCGAGGCGCACGAUGGAGUCGCGGCUCUGCGUCGGGAGUGGGACAGCGUGGCGGCUCGGUACGACGCGGUGAUUACGCCGAGUGUGACGGGGGAGGCACCCGAGGGUCUCGGUGACACGGGCAGCGCAAUUUUCAACGCCAUGUGGACGGUGCUGCAUGCGCCGACGCUCAAUGUGCCGGGCUUCGUGGGCGAGAAUGGCAUGCCCGUGGGGUUGACCGUGGCAGGAGGACGUUAUACCGACAUGGAGGUUCUGAGGGCGGGCAAAGCCAUAGGCGAGGUCUUUAACAGGAGUCGCGAAUGA
Messenger RNA from Purpureocillium lilacinum, 1359 nucleotides. RefSeq lists its product as uncharacterized. Lineage: Eukaryota; Fungi; Ascomycota; Sordariomycetes; Hypocreales; Ophiocordycipitaceae. The record is from RefSeq and is a predicted model, not a curated record.